AUGGUCAGCGUGCACUUGGAAAUUAUCAGAAACAUCAUGCAAAAAUAUGAUGAGUGGGUACUUUCACAAUCAUGUGUUUGGUAUGGGGAGUGCGGAAUGAAUCCUGAAGGUAAAAGAUAUAACUGCAAAUAUACAGGACUACCAAUACCAUUACCAAAGGAUGGAUAUGACUUAAUGCAGGAACUCUGCCCAGGUUUACUCUUCGAUAACGUUAGUGUUUGUUGCGAUGUUCAGCAGCUUCAGACUUUGAAAAAUAACUUGCAGCUGCCUCUGCAGUUUCUCUCCAGAUGCCCAUCUUGUUUUUAUAAUUUAAUUAACCUGUUCUGUGAGUUGACCUGCAGUCCACAUCAAGUUGACUUUUUGAAUGUUACAAAUACUAUACCUUAUUAUGAUCCUGUCAAAAAAGAGAACAAAACCAGCAUCACAGAGCUACAGUAUUAUAUUGGAGAGAGUUUUGCCAAUGCCAUGUAUAAUGCCUGCAAAGAUGUGGAAGCACCAUCAAGUAAUGUUAAAGCAUUGGGGAUACUAUGUGGGAAAGAUGCUAAAGACUGCAAUGCUACCAAUUGGAUUGAGUACAUGUUUAGUAAGAAUAAUGGACAGACUCCUUUCAGCAUCAUUCCUAUUUUUUCAGAUAUUUCUCUCCAUGGAAUGAGUCCUAUGAACAAUGCUACCAAAGGGUGUAAUGAAUCUAUGGAUGAUGUUACAGGACCAUGCAGCUGUCAGGACUGUUCCCUUGUUUGUGGUCCCAAGCCUCAGCCCCCUCCACCUCCUGCACCUUGGCUUUUGCUUGGUUUGGAUGCUAUGUAUGUCAUCAUGUGGAUCUCCUACAUGGGAUUUUUACUUGUAUUUUUUGCAGUCAUUUUUGGAGUCUGGUGUUACAGAAAAAGGCAUUUUGUCUCCGAAUACACUCCAAUCGACAGCAAUAUAGCCUUCUCUGUUAAUUCUCGCCAUGACAACGGUGAGGCUUCCUGUGGUGAAAGGCUUGGUGAGAGGUUUGAGAACUGUUUACGGCUCACAUUCACGUCCUGGGGGGCUUUCUGUGUUCGAAAUCCACGGCCUGUUGUUCUCUUCUCUCUGGUCUUCAUUGCCAUGUGCUGUUCAGGCCUGGUGUAUAUCAAACUCACUACAAACCCUGUAGACCUUUGGUCAGCCCCAAGCAGCCAAGCUCGCAAGGAGAAGCAGUACUUUGACGCUCACUUUGGACCUUUCUUCCGUACUGAACAACUUAUUAUCCAAGCCCCACACAGUAAGCCACACACCUACUCACCAGUCCCAUCAGGAGCUGAUGUGCCUUUUGGGCCUCCGCUUGACAAAGACAUCCUAUACCAGGUGCUAGAUUUGCAGAAUGCUAUUGAAAACAUAACUGCUUCUUAUGACAAUGAGACUGUAAUGCUGAAGGACAUCUGCCUGGCUCCUCUUGCUCCCUACAAUAACAACUGCACUAUCCUGAGUGUGCUCAACUACUUUCAGAACAGUUACUCCGUUCUAAACCAUUCAGAUAGCGAUAAGUUCUAUGUCUAUGCUGAUUAUCACACUCACUUCUUGUACUGUGUCCGGGCCCCAGCAUCUCUAAAUGAUACAAGUGAGCUUCAUGAUCCCUGUUUGGGAACAUUUGGUGGACCUGUCUUUCCAUGGCUAGUGUUGGGAGGAUAUGAUGAUGAAAACUACAAUAAUGCUACAGCCCUUGUUAUUACCUUCCCUGUCCUCAAUUACUACAAUGAUACACACAAGCUGAUGAGAGCUCUGGCCUGGGAAAAAGAGUUUAUCAGCUUUGUGAAAAACUACCAGAAUCCAAACUUAACCAUUUCAUUCUCUGCUGAACGGAGUGUUGAAGAUGAGAUAAACCGUGAAAGUAACAGUGAUAUCAAGACUGUUGUAAUUAGCUAUGCUGUCAUGUUUCUGUACAUCUCACUAGCCCUGGGACACAUCAAAAGCUGCGAAAGAUUUCUGGUGGAUUCAAAAAUCUCUCUGGGCAUUGCAGGCAUCCUGAUCGUAUUGAGUUCAGUAGCAUGUUCUCUGGGGAUCUUCAGCUAUUUUGGAAUCCCAUUAACAUUGAUUGUUAUUGAAGUCAUUCCAUUUUUGGUGCUGGCUGUUGGGGUAGACAACCUCUUCAUUAUAGUUCAGACAUUUCAGAGAGAUGAGCGUCUUCCAGGUGAAACUCUGGAUAAGCAGAUCGGCAGAAUCCUAGGAGAUGUGGCUCCUAGUAUAUUGCUCUCCUCUUUUUCAGAGACCGUAGCAUUUUUCUUAGGGACUCUGUCUACCAUGCCAGCUGUCCGCACUUUCUCCCUUUUUGCUGGAAUGGCUGUGUUCAUAGACUUCCUUCUUCAAAUAACCUGCUUUGUAAGUCUCUUGGGAUUGGACAUUAAGCGACAAGAGAGAAAUCAAAUGGAUAUUCUGUGUUGUAUCAAAGGUGGGGAAGAAGAAAGUAGAGUCCAGCACUCUGAGAGCAUCUUGUUGCUGUUCUUCAAAGACUUAUAUUCUCCAUGUCUGCUUAAGGACUGGAUGCGACCAAUUGUGAUAUCCUUGUUCGUGGGCCUUUUGUCAUUCAGUAUAGCAGUUGCUCACAAAGUAGAGAUUGGCUUGGAUCAGUCUCUUUCAAUGCCAGAUGACUCCUAUGUAAUGGAUUACUUCAAUUAUCUCAGCAAAUACCUGCAUGCAGGUCCUCCUGUGUAUUUUGUCCUAGAAGAAGGGCACAACUACACCUCUUUGGAGGGGCAGAACAUGGUGUGUGGUGGAGUGGGAUGUAAUAACAAUUCACUUGUGCAGCAAGUCUUCACUGCAGCAGAAAUUGAUAGCUACACAAGGAUAGGCUUUCCCCCCUCUUCAUGGAUUGAUGAUUACUUUGAUUGGGUUAAACCGCAGUCAUCCUGCUGCAGAGUCUACAACACUACUGGACAGUUCUGCAAUGCUUCAGUUGUUGAUGUAUCCUGCAUGCGUUGCCGUCCACUGACUCAAGAAGGCAAGCAGAGGCCUCAGGGUGGAGACUUCAUGAAAUUUUUGCCAAUGUUCUUGUCCGAUAACCCUAAUCCUAAAUGUGGAAAAGGAGGACAUGCUGCAUAUAGCUCUGCUAUCAACUUCAUAAACAAUAAUUCUGAUGUUGGAGCUACUUACUUUAUGACUUACCAUACAGUCCUAAAAACCUCAGCUGACUUCAUUGAUGCUAUGAAAAAAGCACGGAUCAUAGCAGAUAACAUUACUGAAACCAUGGGCAUCAAAGAAAAGAAUUACCGUGUGUUCCCUUACAGUGUGUUUUACGUCUUCUAUGAACAAUAUCUGACAAUUGUGCAUGACACCAUCUUUAACCUCUGCGUGUCCCUGGGAUCAAUAUUCUUGGUGACGACUGUGCUGCUUGGUUUUGAAGUGUGGGCUGCUGCGAUGGUAUCCAUUACUAUUGCUAUGAUACUAGUCAACAUGUUUGGAAUAAUGUGGCUUUGGGGCAUAAGCCUGAAUGCUGUUUCACUGGUUAACCUUGUUAUGAGCUGUGGUAUCUCGGUGGAGUUCUGCAGUCACGUCACAAGAGCAUUCACUGUUAGUACCAAGGGUAGCAGAGUAGAGCGUGCAGAAGAAGCACUCUCCCGCAUGGGCAGUUCUGUUUUCAGUGGCAUCACUCUGACAAAAUUUGGAGGAAUUGUAGUGUUGUUUUUUUCCAAAUCCCACAUCUUUCAGAUCUUCUACUUCAGGAUGUAUCUAGCAAUGGUGGUGCUUGGAGCUACCCAUGGAUUAAUAUUUCUUCCUGUUAUGCUUAGUUAUAUAGGCCCAUCAGUAAAUAAAGCUAAAACUCGUGCCGCACAAGAAAGAUACAAAGGUACAGAACGAGAGAGACUCCUCUACUUCUAGCCCUUUU
Emys orbicularis (European pond turtle) is the source of this 3844-nucleotide messenger RNA. RefSeq names its product NPC intracellular cholesterol transporter 1 (gene NPC1). NCBI's taxonomy places the organism in Eukaryota, Metazoa, Chordata, Testudines, Emydidae. The coding region runs from base 1 to 3837 and encodes 1278 amino acids. Gene Ontology annotation, biological process: cholesterol homeostasis; intestinal cholesterol absorption. The transcript is spliced from 25 exons. The record is from RefSeq and is a predicted model, not a curated record. Gene Ontology annotation, molecular function: lipid carrier activity; cholesterol binding. Gene Ontology annotation, cellular component: plasma membrane.